This is a messenger RNA of Rodentolepis nana, 765 nucleotides long. Lineage: Eukaryota; Metazoa; Platyhelminthes; Cestoda; Cyclophyllidea; Hymenolepididae. The record is from the annotation of a GenBank genome assembly.
AUGUACUUUAUUUUCGUGUUUUUAUCAGUUAUCGGUAUUUGCAUUUUUGUGCCGAUAUUUUGUACAGUUUUCCCAAAAGCGGCCAUUCCCCUUAUAUAUCUCCACUGUUGUAAGCUCAAUUACCAUCAUUUCGUUAUUUUAGUUAGGCUUGGCUCAAGCCAAAAUUUUAGCGAUUUUUCUUCACACGGAAUAUUAGAUCAUGCUGCUUCAGACUUUUAUAUAAAAUCCGAUUUUGAUGGAACGCCGUUAGGAACAUGGCACAUUCGACCAAACGCGACCCAUGACUUGAAAUUUCAACAUUCGCAGAGAUAUUUGAACUUUGAUACUAUUUCGAAUGAAACCCCAAUUUUUUUAUACUUUCAUGGAAUGGGUUUCGAUCGCGCUCAUCCACACAGAGUGGAGGUCUACAAGCUUCUUUCUCGACUCGGAUAUCAUGUUAUGACUAUCGACUACCGGGGUUUCGGUAAUUCUGGUGGCUAUCCAGAGGGAGAAAUGGACGUAGUCGCCGACGCAAUCUCCCUACUGCGCUACGCUCGCAGUCUCGCACCACAUUCUCCAGUCUUUAUUUGGGGCAGCUCUCUUGGAACUGGCAUCGCUGGUUCGGUGGUGAAAGUGCUGAAUGAAACGAGUGACCUUCGGCCACCCGAGGGGAUUGUUCUGGAUGCACCAUUUACAAAUUUGGUGGCUGCUGCAUAUCAUUCACCUCAAGGAAAGGUGAGUUUGCCUCAGACUGAUUUAAACACUAGCAUAUAUGAUCCUACUUGA